AUGGUGUGGGCAGCCCCAGCAGCCAUCGCUCUCUGCCUCCGUUUCCCCGCAGACCUCGUGAAAGCAGCAGCGGUGAGUCAGCGCCGGCAGCUCCAGUGGCUCCGGAUACACCAGGGCUUUGCCGAAACGUCGCAGCCGGUGACCGGGAGCGUCACCCUGGUCGUCGCAGCCGUCCUGUCUGCCACCGAGCAACACACCGACCUCGGGGCACUGGUGUGCGACAUGGAGCCUGAGACCAUCACGGCCUCGGACCCCAGCAUCCUGGAGAACCUGAAGCUCUGCCCAGCACUGACGGGGGCCCAGCAGGACGCCCUCAAUGCCGUGCUCCUCGGGGGGGGCACAGUGUAUGGGGAUCCUUCGAGCUGGGAUUUACAGACCCUGCAAAAUAUGGGGCCGCUCCUGCUGGCUUUGAACCAGACCACGCUGAGCUUGGUGGCCGAGGUAACGCGGGAGGCUUUCAGCAGGAGCAUCGCGGCCACGUACGGCAGCCAGGGACGUUCCCAGCGGGAGAAGUCCCUGACCCUCCUCAGGGCCUUCAGAGCAGCGUCGGCUUCGUCUCACCCCAGGCUGAAGCGCGGCACAGACGGUGAGUAUGCCAAUCUGCCCAAUGUGCCCAAUGUGCCCUCCUUGCCCACAGGCUGCCCGUCCACCCCCAUCACGGCCAGCAUCAUCUCCAGCUCCUCCUUCAUCAUCGACUACAGCACCAGCGAGCAGCUUGACCUCUGCCUGAGCAAUGAGGUUUUAGAAGCAAACCUGGAGCCUCUGCUGGAACAGCCGCUCCCCACGGAGUACCUCAUGGUCGUGAAAAACAAGCUGAAGCAGAUUUAUGGGUCGGAGAUCCCGGAGAAGCAGCUGAAGCUGUUCAGGCAGCUGGCUCGCCAGUACACGGCGGAGGAGAUCAGCCAGUGGCCACCGUUGUCCAACGACACGUUCUCAGCCCUGCUCAGCCCCUCGGAUGGCAAGUGGGAGGCUCCCCAGGUCCAGCAGCUGCUCAGCAGGUACCAGGCCACAGGGGGCACCUUGACCGGACCCUUGCUCUGGAAAAUGGGUGGGAGAAACCUGUGUAACCUGCAGGAGGAGCAGAUCAAGCAAAUACCUCCAGAAGCAAUCAGGACUGCUGGACAAUUAAACAUUUCUUCUUGUUCUCAAACCAAGAAGGACCAGCUCUACAGAAAAGCCCAGGAGGCCUUUGCUGGCCAGGCUGGCACCACCAGGGCGUAUUAUUGCCAGAUUCGGUCGUACCUGGGUGGAGCUCCAGCAAAGGACCUGAAAGACUUGGCUAAAGCUGGCAUUACCAUAGACAUGGACAUAGACACCUUCCUUGCCCUAAAUCCCGAUGAAAUGCAGGAACUCAGCGUCACAGACGUGAAAAAUUUGCUCGGGGAAAACCUCCCUUACCUGAAGGAAGCUGAAAACGAGACCUCGGUGAUGCGCUGGGUGAAGAGACAGUCCCAGCAGGAACUGGACUGUACCCUGGGAAUCGGCCUGCAAGGAGGGAUGCAGGAGCCCAGCCCCGCGGGGACCACCGCCACUCCUCACCCCACCACCUCGGCCAGUGUCACCCCCACCGUCCCCGCGACCACCACCUUCCCCACUGCCCCCACCUCUAUCGCCACUAGCAGCCUCCCCACCGCUAAUUUAAGUACCAGCCCCCACAAGGCCCCCACCCCAAGUACUAUCAGCCCAACCCCCCCUCACAGCACUCCCCCACGCACUUACACCACUGCCCCCAGUUCUGCUGGGAGUCCCCCUGCCACCUCCACCGCCGCACCUCCUACGACCACGGGCUCCAUUGUCCCAUGCUCCACCCACCAGUCUGCCACCUCGAGUAAGGCCACCCCCCCCACUGUCACCCUCCUCACCACCAUCCUUGCCACUGUCAACCCCAACGCCACCUCUCCCAGCUCCGUCCCACCUCCGGCUCCCACACAUGGGGCCACCACGACCACCACCAGCGCUGUUAGUAACCCAGCCGUUACCACCCACAACGCCAGCACCCCACUGGUGUCUGUGAACCCCCCAGCACCUGGAGGUACUAUCAGCCCUGCUCCUGCCACCCGUAACACCACCACGCCGACCACCCACAAUGCUCCCAGCACCCUUGUCCCUACCUCCACCUCUGCGCCCGCCGCCACCGCAGCCACAGAAAUGAACCUCCCUCCCCACAAGCCCACCCCCACUCCCAACUCCACUGUCUCCACCCAAAAGAGUGUCCCCUCCUCAACGGCCAAGACUACAACAUUAGCUUGCAAGACCAGUGCUCCUCCAGCAUUUCCCGGCCCCUUUUCCACCACCAGCAGCAGUGAGACCACUAAAAACCCACCCACAGGCGUGCCAGAGCCACCGAGACCAACACCCAGCGGAUACAUCAACCUGCACCCUGAAGCUGGAUCAGGAUCCAGGCUCUCCUCCUGCCUAGUGCCCAUCCUGACAACAGCCUCACUGCUGCGAGGGCUGCUCUGA
This is a messenger RNA of Chroicocephalus ridibundus (black-headed gull), 2463 nucleotides long. RefSeq names its product mesothelin-like protein. Bases 1 to 2463 code for a protein of 820 amino acids. Gene Ontology annotation, cellular component: cell surface. Lineage: Eukaryota; Metazoa; Chordata; Aves; Charadriiformes; Laridae. The transcript is spliced from 13 exons. The record is from RefSeq and is a predicted model, not a curated record. Gene Ontology annotation, biological process: cell-matrix adhesion.